AUGUAUGACGAACUCGUGCUCAAGCGCGAGUCAGGUGGGGCACUUUCGAUGGAAUAUGCCGCCUUCGCGACGCUGCUCAAGAAGCGCUUGAAGAUCUUCGAUGAAAAGGAUGGCCCUGCUGCUCUGUUCGAGCUCUACAGGGCCUUAGUGCUGAAGCCGAAUCGCGAGGAGCUGGUGGUCGAGCGGGACGGCAUCAGGUACCUGCAUGUUGAUUGCCUCGGAGAGGGCUCACUGAGCGGCAGUGGUGGCGGUGGCGACGGCGGCGGCGACAGCAGUGGCAGUGGUGGCGGCAACAGUGGCAGCGGUGAUAGUGGCGGCAGUGGCGGCGGCGGCGGCGGCGGCGGCAGCGACCCGAGCGACCACGACGGUGAGCCGCACGCUAUCUGA
Sparassis crispa is the source of this 387-nucleotide messenger RNA. RefSeq lists its product as hypothetical. The transcript has a single exon. NCBI's taxonomy places the organism in Eukaryota, Fungi, Basidiomycota, Agaricomycetes, Polyporales, Sparassidaceae. The record is from RefSeq and is a predicted model, not a curated record. Bases 1 to 387 code for a protein of 128 amino acids.